UCCCUCUUCCCUUCAGUGCCCUGAUGAGGAAUCCGUUUCUGUGUCUUGCUAGGUGUAAGAGGACCAUCAAAGCAUUGGCAGGACGUUUCCAAGGUGCAAAGAGUGGGGAGAUGCCCUGGUUGCCAGUUGAGAAUGCCCCCAACUCCUCGUUAGGUACCAGUUCAACAAAAAGAGGCUCAGAGUCCCCUGUUUGGUUACCGAGCCUAACAAAUAAACAAAGGAAAAAAGAAAAGAAAAAAACAAGGCCCAAUGCUCCCCUCAGGUGUAUGCUAAGGCCUGUGAGUUUGAGGGCCACGGCUGGGGGAAGGCCAAGUCAAAACGGCCACCGAGGAAGGAGGCUCAUCGUGACCCCUUUGUCUGCCAUUCCAGGUUGCACUUGAACAGCAGGGGGGGGGAUAAAAAUGGAGGCCAAGGAUCCAAAUGACGCCAAUGCUCAUAACAUCCAGGUGGUGUGUGUUGGCGAGCCGCUGGGAUGGCACGUCAAGCAGGAACCGGAAGAGCUGUGGUGGGAAGCCCGAGAGAAGCAGGUGUUCUUAAAGGCCGCCUCAUCCCCUCCCUCAGGAUGGGGAAACCUGCUGUUGCAAGAGGCUGUGCCGUGGGAUGAUGCCAAAGUCUUCUCAGCCUCCUUUGAGGGAGCGUCCACGCCUUUCAAAUGGCUGGCCAGAGAGUGGGGGACUCAGCAGGAGACGUCUGUCAUCAGAGGGGAAGGGCAACAAGCUGCUGGUAGGCCAAACAGUACUGCAACAAGGAGGGAUGGCGGGAAAGAGAAGAACAGCCUUCUUCCAAGAGGGGUGGUCGAAGCAGAGGCCCAGCGCCAGCAGUUCCGCUGUUUCUGCUACCAAGAGGCCAAGGGGUUGCAUGAGGCCUACAGCCAACUCCGGGACCUCUGCCAUCGGUGGCUGAAGCCAGAGAGGCACAGCAAGGAGCAGAUUUUGGAGCUGGUGAUCCUGGAGCAGUUCCUGACUGUCCUGCCCUCGGAGAUGCAGAAUUGGGUCAGGAAACGAGAGCCUGAGACCUGCGCCCACGUGAUUGCCCUGGCUGAAGAUUUCCUGCUGAGACAACGAGAGGCAGAACGAUGGGGGCAGGAGCAGGAGCCAGGGCCUUUUGUGGAAGUGACGGUGAAUUAUCCUGAGGGGGAGCAGGCUCCAUCGGAUGCUUGGCAGAGGCCACUCUUCAAGGAGAUCAAGCAGGAGGGCGAUAGAGAUGCAGGAUCAUUCGGUGACAGUACGAUGUCUCAGAAUGAGGAAGAGGACAGGCAGCGGGGAGGUUCAGAGCUAGCAGAACCAGGCGGGGUUUUCCCAGACAAAUCCGAAGGGCACCUUGUGCUCAGGUGCGAGAGUUUUGAGGAAGGCUGUGGGUCAAAGCGGCAGCAGGAACAGCUGACUGUGAUGAUAUGGGGGGAACCCACAGUCCACGUGGAAGCCGCCAGACCAGUUGCUAAAGCGAUGCUCCGCGGGGGGCCGAUCAAGUACCUAUGUCCGGAGUGCGGCCAGCAUUUCCAGCACAAAUCGACAUUAAUUCGACACCAGAAGAUGCACACCGGCGAGAAGCCCCACGUGUGCCUGGAGUGUGGGAAAACUUUCCGCCGGAGGGACAAACUGAUCAGGCACCAGAGGAUCCACACGGGGCAGAAACCCCACAAGUGCCCUGAGUGCGGGAAAAGCUUCCGCGAGAGAGGGAAGCUGAUCAACCACCAGAGGAUCCACACAGGCGAGAAGCCCUACACCUGCCCCGUGUGCAAGAAAACCUACCGGUGGAAAGAGGAAUUUGUUAAGCACUUGAGAAUCCACACGGGCGAGAGGCCUUAUGAAUGCCUCCACUGUGGGAAAACCUUCAUCAGCAAGGCCCACCUCGUCUCCCACCACCGGAUCCAUACUGGGGAGAAGCCGUAUGAAUGUCCAGAGUGCCGGAGGCGGUUCUGCAGCAAGCAGAGCCUCACCAAGCACCAGCGUGUCCAUGCAGGAGAGAAAACCUACGAGUGCCAGGACUGUGGGAAGAUCUUCCACUACAUUUCAAACUUCAACAAACACCAGAGAAUCCACAUGAGCGAUGGAAUCCUCUAG
This is a messenger RNA of Rhineura floridana, 2063 nucleotides long. RefSeq names its product zinc finger and SCAN domain-containing protein 31-like. The record is from RefSeq and is a predicted model, not a curated record. Bases 402 to 2063 code for a protein of 553 amino acids. Gene Ontology annotation, biological process: regulation of transcription by RNA polymerase II. NCBI's taxonomy places the organism in Eukaryota, Metazoa, Chordata, Lepidosauria, Squamata, Rhineuridae. The transcript is spliced from 4 exons. Gene Ontology annotation, molecular function: RNA polymerase II cis-regulatory region sequence-specific DNA binding; DNA-binding transcription factor activity, RNA polymerase II-specific.